This is a messenger RNA of Drosophila takahashii, 1682 nucleotides long. RefSeq lists its product as uncharacterized. The record is from RefSeq and is a predicted model, not a curated record. Lineage: Eukaryota; Metazoa; Arthropoda; Insecta; Diptera; Drosophilidae.
AUGAUAACGAAAAGUUUUCGGUUCAUCCUUAUCACGUUUUUGAUUGGGUUUACGUAUGGGACUCCAGUUGAAAGGAGCGAGGAUGAAAGUCCCAUGACGAUGAAGGGUUUUAACAACAGCCUUGGCACCUUCGUGGAGUACAACGGUCGGGCAUCUAUAGCGCUUGAGGAUUGGACCAUAUAUGCGAUCUUUCAUUUGGAGUCACUUUUUCCGGCCAUUAAUGACUUCAAAAAAGUAUAUAAAUCUCUUCUCGAUAAGUGCGCAAUGAGUUCUAGACUGUGCAGCGAUGUUCUCGAGUUUAAACAAUUUGCGAGCCUCAUUCUUCGAGAUGGCCUGAUUGAGACAGAUGAUCCCCUGGUUUUCAAAGUCAAACCACUCUCUCUAGGUGAAGAUGAAAUGGCCAACAAGUUGUUGGAUAAAUCCUCCAUCAUCGACAGCACAUUAAACAUUCAAGUAAGUCCACUGGAACUCUACGAUGAUACCCCCGUUUAUGAAGCCACAGAUAGUCCAGACUGGAUCAUCGAGCAGAUGAAAAAUCAUUUACGUAUUUUGGGAUCCCAAAUAAAAAGAUCACAGGAUGCCAUUCUUGAAGCAUUGGCUUCUGCAUAUCAGCGGCAACUCAGUCCUUUUGUUCUUACCACCAAUCAGUUGGAAGCGGAAAUGCUUAAAGUUCAGUCCAAAAUUCCACGGGGUCGACGACUGCCCUUUGACCAAUCCACAAUCUCCGAUAUUUACCGCAUCGCAACCGUAGUACCUCAGCAGUUGGAAAACCAUUUGAUCUUCCGAAUCUCAGUGCCCCUGAUCGAUGUAGAACAGUUUAAUGUCUACCGUUUGACUCCCAUUCCACGGGUUGAUAAUGGCAAAAUCCAGCUGGUGGACACCGAAACCCCCUAUCUAGGUAUCAACGAUCACUUGGACAGGUACUUUCCACUCCAGAACCUGGAUGACUGCACUGAGUUGGCCGGCGAAAGGUUCGUCUGCAAGCACAAUCAAAUAACUUAUGGAAAUGGAGAUGAGAACUUUGCCUGCUCCUUGGCGGCUAUACGGAAUCAGUCCGCCAAAGUCUGCACUUUCCGUCAAGUGGAGAGGAGUAGCAUGUGGACACAGCUGGUGACACCGAAUUCCUGGAUGGUUGCCCUCACCAAGGAACUCACCUUGAUGGGCGUUUGCUCUGGAGAAACCCAGGAGCUCAGGAUAAACGGCAGUGGAAUCCUGACCAUUCGAAGUGACUGCAUCGUAAGGAGUUCAGCUGUCACACUGCAAGGAGAAACCCAUAAAGGAAUUCCCUCGAAAAAGGGUUACGCAUCGCUGCAGUUAACUAACAAACCAUCCCGGGAAACAGGAAUCCUGGAAUCUUUUAAUCAUCUACUUGAGAUCGUAACUCAGUUGAAGGUGUAUCAGGAAAAUCUUGAAGCUGUCGGGGAUUAUCCAAUCACCGUCGUGGUUGUGUGCCCAGUAAUUGUGCUGAUCGCCCUAUUAAUUUCGCUUACCUGGCUAUAUCUUGCCCAUCGUAGAAGACAAGUCCAAGGGUCAGGGCCACAAAAUCCAGUCAGCGAUAUCCAAGACUCAGGCAAUGAAAUCAGAACCAGUAAUCUUCCACUGCUGGAAAAACAAGAAAUUUAAAAGAUGUAAAUAUGUCAUAAAAAUCAGAUAAUGAAACAAUCUUUAUUCAUUUAAAAAUA